CCGUCGAACACUCCAUCUAUCCGCUUCGAUCUCUUCCUCUCUCUCGACUUCGUGUCAAUCGGUUUGCUCGGCUCGGCUCGCUUCCUCGACUUCGUGCCAAGAACCGCAGGAGCGGGAGGCCGAUCGGAGCCUAAGCGGGGCUCGCGCCAGGAGCUGGCUAACCACAAGCAGGGAGCGGCGGCGGCGCGCGAGGCGUCGGCGUCGUCGGCGGAGCUGGCAGAGCUGGACGGUGCCAGGGAGCCAGACGAGCGGGACGCCAACUUCCUGGUGCUGAGGCUGUACGAGGCGCUCAACUUCGGGGACGCGCGCAGGGCGCAGGAGCUGCUCGCGCCGGACCUCGAGUGGUGGUUCCAUGGGCCGCCGGCGCACCAGCACAUGAUGCGCCUCCUCACCGGCGCCGACCGCGGCAAGGCAAGGUUCCUCUUCGUCCCGCGCUCCGUCGAAGCCUUUGGCUCCACCGUCAUCGCCGAGGGCACCGACGACUCCCGCCAGCUCUACUGGGUGCACGCCUGGACCGUCGGCCCCGAUGGGGUAAUCACCCAGCUCAGGGAGUACUUCAACACCGACCUCACCGUCACCCGUCUCUCCGCCUCCGCCGCCAAGAACACCGCCAUUUCCUCCUCCGCCGCCCCGGCGCCGGCGAAGCCCAAGUGCCUGUGGCAGAGCCGCCGCGCCGACAGCGCGCACAAGUCGCUGCCGGGCCUCGUCCUCGCCAUCUAAGACCAAAUCCCAGAACGCAUCAAGAACUCACGCGCAAGCUUCCCUAAAAUUAAUCACAUAAAAAAACACUUAUCAUAGUGAUUAGCUAAAUAAAUAAACCGGAAGCGCACGCACUGAGUGAAGUUCGCUAGCUAGUUUAUUGCUUUUAUGGGCUGAGUUGCAUCGGGUUUGCGCGAUUAAUCCCACUACCUCCUCCGCCGCACUAGCCAGUUAAGUAGUGUUGCUUACUUGCUUUGCCUGCUUGUCUAAAAUCUGAAUCAGCAGUGUGACCAGUAGCAGCAGUUAGCUUUGGUCCAAGUCAUUAUGGGAUAUGGUGUGUACUACCUCUUCCACGGUAAAGCUAAACCGUGGCUGAAUAUGAAUUAUUGUCUGUUGUGGUUUCAUAAAAAGCAGCUUGUGUUGUUGGACUCUCAAA
This is a messenger RNA of Oryza brachyantha (malo sina), 1135 nucleotides long. Its product is annotated as senescence associated gene 20. The record is from RefSeq and is a predicted model, not a curated record. Bases 376 to 720 code for a protein of 114 amino acids. Lineage: Eukaryota; Viridiplantae; Streptophyta; Magnoliopsida; Poales; Poaceae. The transcript has a single exon.